Molecule: messenger RNA, 3694 nt
Organism: Porites lobata
Lineage: Eukaryota; Metazoa; Cnidaria; Anthozoa; Scleractinia; Poritidae
Source: the annotation of a GenBank genome assembly
AUGAUCGAUUUGUAUGUACUUCUAUUGUUCCUUUCCUGCAUUGGAUCGACUGUUCAUGGACAGUCCCUACGUAUACUUCGAGGCAAGGAUGAACCAAAUGACGACAUUCAGCUACCUUCUGUACAAAGCGAGUGUCCCACUACAACGACUCCCCUUUGCGAUAAAUAUAAUGCUCGACGGUUCGAUUUCUCCUAUAACUGCUUUUGUCAAUGCAAUCAACCUUCAGGGAAUUACACUUUCUUCGAACCGAACAACUCUUGCAUAAGAGUAAGCGAGGCUCGUCAGCAAGCAGGUAAGAAUUGUUUUUGUUUUUCUUUGCCGUACUCAUGAUCAGAUAGAAGUCUGAAAAUGGACGUAAACUCUUAAGUCUGUUUUAUUUAAUAGGAAAAAAGGUUAGGAAACUUUUGCCUCCGUCUAUUUUCAAAAAUAAUUCUCGUAUACUGAAAGCUUUGAAUUAUAACUUUAAUUUAAGUGUUUUUCUUUCUAUUCAAAGACUGCUUCCAAGAGGCCGACAAUUUUUCUUUUAAGGUAGGAUAAGGUGCAGUGGUUUCGUUGUGGUUUCGGAUCUUCCCUUUUUUAUGGUAAAUAGACCUUUUUACCAAUACGGCGGCCAUAUUGAAUUAAUUCGAUUUAAGGAGUAUUAUAGGAUGCUCAGUGGGCAUGAGCACAUUUCGUUUGUAUUUUCGAGCGCUUCUCGGGACAUUUGUUCUUAAAGUUUUUUUAGAAUAGGAUUGUAAUGGGACAAAAGAUCCUUGUGCCGUGUUUUGAUGUAUAUAAUGAUCGCCCUUUUCCCGAGAAAUAUACAGUGAAAGACCAUAUUUCUAAUACUAAACUAGAAAAAGGCGAUUAUUGUUACAUCCAAACACGGCACAAGGAUCUUUUUUCUCAUUACAAUCUUAUUCUAAGAAAACUUUUAGAAAAAAGUUCCCGAAAAGCGCUCGAAAAUACAAACGAAAUGCGCUCAUGUCCCCUGGGCAUCCUAUAACACUCCUUAAAUCGAAUUAAUUCAAUAUGGCCGCCGUAUCGGUAAAAAGGCCCAUUGAUGGUAUGUACAUGCAAGAUUUUGUUUUCCAUUACGUGUCACCUAACAGGUUAUUAAGUUUCUUUCAACACCGCGUUCACAUAUUAACCGGUCGCUAACUAAAACAAAUUUUCCAACGAAUUUCGCUUUUUGCCGUUCGUAGGAUCGAUUAACACAUAAUAACUUCAAUAAAGUGAUACACGUGAAAAAUACAACAACUGUUGAUCAACAAACUUUUUAGCUCUCGUUGUUCAACAAGUUGAAACUUGUUGAGCGUUGAGCCGAGUAGAGCCCAUCCCGACCAUUUUCCUUCAACUGGUUCAACAUUUCGUUCAGCUUGUUUGAUCGAUGGCUUAUGUUAACAAUUAACCCCCCUAAGCUUUAGCCCUAAAACAAAGAAAAUAAAGGGAACACACGAGGCAAGCAAGAAUUUUUUAAACUCGGUAAGGUUGGAACCAACAAUCCUUGGAUUGUAUCUACCUUCGCUCUACCGACAAAUUACAAGGCCUUUCUGUAGCAAGUUAAGGGUAAUCACUUUUGGUUAAUUAGCAUGCUCGAUGCAGACAUCGACAUGGAAUACACAUUAAUAUCUAACCGGCAAAUAUUAAUUUAGAAGAGCGGGAUAAAUUUUUGUACGAUAAUAAACUGACUUCGCAACCUGAUUUGUUCAAAACUAUGGUCCAUAUCUUUCUAUAAAAAAAGAACAUAAACUUGACAGAUAUUGAGUAUAAUCAACAUUGGAUCUAACUGAAUUUGUUUUCCUCUCUCUUUCGCACAUCCUUUUUUCCCCAAAUUUGGCCGAAUUCGCUUGCGGCUCGUGGUUCCAAUUGACUUUGAACUAUUUCUACGUCAUUUAUAAUAAUGCCAAAAACGCAGCUAAGAGUGUUAACCUCUUUUCAGCCCGCAUAAAUGAUAAAUGGGACGCAAAAUGAGCCACGUGUAAAGGCUUAUGAAAAUUUAGUCAUUUCUUUGACACUUGAAAAUCAAGAGAAUUUCUGGCAAACCCGUUUACUGUGACUGGGCUGUGUACAGCCGCCCUGACCAAUUAGGAUUGCGAUCACUAGUGACGUCACAACCUUAACGCUUUAGGAACUAUUUAUUAUUUCAUAAAACGUUAUUCAGUUUUUUAUAGGUAAACCCAGAUCCUCAGCAAUGCUUGAUUUGUACCAGUUCUAAAAUAAUAUCUAUUACGAAAGGAAGCUGUGUUAAUAGAGUACAUAUAAAAUGACGCUAUUCAUUUUAGUCUAUUUCCCUUAAAAAGACAUUGAUGAAGGAGAGUAUAUUAAAAUGAUUUUAAAAAAUGUACUGAUUGCUAUGAAUUUUUUCAUAUUUCUUCCCCCUUUCUUGAACCACAGGAUGCGACUUGCUUUUUACCGACGAGACAGUAGCUGGCCAUAUAACGUUCUUUUCCCCAAAUGGUCCAAAUGAACCUUCAAAAUCCAUCGGUCUUCCGACCAACAAGACUUGCAGCUUUAACUUUUUGGGAAAACUUUAUGUUCAAUACCUGGACUGCGCUGGGGACUGGAAAGAAGUACCAUCAGACGAAGUGAAAGCUGACUGGGAGCUUACAACUGGCUGGGCAACAAAUCAGUUGCAAGUAUUGGUAAGCACAGAAAACGAACAGCGGCUGAGCUACCACUCUGUAGUGGCGGCCGAAAAAUAAAUGAACCUCGUCUCUCGACAGUUUAAAUGCUGCUGUGGGUCCUCUUAUUGUACUCAAAUAGGGGAACUUCAGAGAAAAAAACAAUCCACACCCCUCUCUCCUCCUCUCCAUUCAAAGUCGUUUUCUACGGGUAGCUCGAACAGCGGGACAACAUUGCAUGGAGGGGAUGGGAGAGGUCAAGUUUUGAUUUCCCCUUUCGAAGACGGUAAAAGGUCAGAAAGUCCCUUUAAUUAGGGUUAAGUGUCUUAACUUCUUUUGUCGUCGAUUAUAGGUACUGUGAUAUUGAUUUGACCAAGUGCAACAUCGUUAAUUUAAAAAAAGAGUUUCAUUUACACGACAGCAUGAAAAUUAUGAUACCCGUCCAGAAUCUUCACACUUGAAAAUAGAACUUGGAAAUGGCCAAUUUAUAUCUAACUAUGCUGAGCGAUUGAAACCGCUUUAACACAAGUUUGCUACACCAAAGUACUCUGGCUCGCUUAAAUGGCAUUUCAUUGUCAUGCUAGACGCGUUUAACGUCUGACACUUAAAAGUCCUCUGUUAAGCGCCACAGAACGGCUUAUUUUGCACCUAUUUAUCGUUCUUACACUAGACAUUUAAGUAGUCUUAAAAGGACUACAACGUCACAGACGACUUUAAGGCCUGUAGCACAAAAACGGCCAUAAAAAAUUUCUAACUGUGUCGAUUUGUCCAAUACACAUAUCACGGACUGAAAGAUGGGUAUGCAAAUUUCCAUCGUAACAAAAAUCUCGUGAAAUAAUCCCGUGCUGUAUUUUGUCAAACAGGUCAAGAGAAAUAUUUCAAAUUUUAUGAGCUCAACCAGGGGAAGGAUCUUCAGAGUAGCAAUUCAAUGUCGUGAUCCUAACAGCAGCAACCACGACGUAGGAAACACCACAUGCGCUAUGUUCAAAGUGGAAGGAGGAAUUUAUCGCUGUAAGAAAAUGCACAUUUGUGUAAGGUGCUUCAGACUACUAUCAACGACUCACUUUAGAGAGCUGCACCGUAAUUUUUAG